CCCGAGGCCGCCGAGGAGCCGCCAAGGAGGAGCCAGGAGCCGCCGGGCCUGUGUGUAUCUGACUGGGAGCAUGAAGAGCAGGUGUCUCUAGGCCAGGAAAGAUGGCGGAUAAGCGAAAACUCCAAGGUGAGAUUGAUCGCUGCCUCAAGAAGGUGUCCGAAGGUGUCGAGCAGUUUGAGGACAUUUGGCAGAAGCUCCACAACGCAGCAAAUGCCAACCAGAAGGAGAAGUACGAGGCUGACUUGAAGAAGGAGAUAAAGAAGCUUCAGCGACUGAGGGACCAGAUCAAGACAUGGGUAGCUUCCAACGAAAUCAAGGACAAACGGCAGCUCGUAGACAACCGCAAGCUCAUCGAGACGCAAAUGGAGCGGUUCAAGGUUGUAGAGCGGGAAACCAAGACCAAAGCGUACAGCAAGGAGGGGCUCGGCCUGGCCCAGAAAGUGGACCCGGCCCAGAAGGAGAAGGAGGAGGUUGGCCAGUGGCUCACGAACACCAUCGACACCCUCAAUAUGCAGGUGGACCAGUUUGAGAGUGAGGUGGAGUCGCUGUCCGUGCAGACGCGAAAGAAGAAGGGGGACAAGGACAAGCAGGACCGGAUCGAGGGCUUGAAGCGGCACAUCGAGAAGCACCGCUACCACGUGCGCAUGCUGGAGACCAUCCUGCGCAUGCUGGACAACGACUCCAUCCUGGUGGACUCCAUCCGCAAGAUCAAGGACGACGUGGAGUACUACGUGGACUCCUCGCAGGACCCCGACUUCGAGGAGAACGAGUUCCUCUACGACGACCUGGACCUCGAGGACAUUCCGCAGGCGCUGGUCGCCACGUCGCCCCCGACCCACAGCCACAUGGAGGACGAGAUCUUCAACCAGUCCAGCAGCACGCCCACCUCCACCACGUCCAGCUCCCCCAUCCCGCCCAGCCCGGCCAACUGCACUACGGAAAACUCUGAAGACGACAAGAAGAGAGGACGGUCUACGGACAGCGAAGUGAGCCAGUCUCCGGCCAAGAACGGCUCUAAGCCCGUCCACGGCAACCACCACCCGCAGUCCCCUGCCGUGCCGUCCAGCUACCCGGCCGGUCCUGCCCCCGCACCCCCGGCCCUGGGCAAUGGGCCGGGCAGCAACGGGGCCCCUGCUGCACCUCCCAAGGCCAACCCC
Messenger RNA from Gracilinanus agilis (Agile Gracile Mouse Opossum), 1157 nucleotides. Its product is annotated as CCR4-NOT transcription complex subunit 3. Gene Ontology annotation, cellular component: P-body; CCR4-NOT core complex; nucleus. The record is from RefSeq and is a predicted model, not a curated record. Gene Ontology annotation, biological process: regulation of DNA-templated transcription; regulation of stem cell population maintenance; nuclear-transcribed mRNA poly(A) tail shortening. The transcript has 11 exons. Lineage: Eukaryota; Metazoa; Chordata; Mammalia; Didelphimorphia; Didelphidae. The annotation marks the transcript as partial.